AUGGUCAGACAUGCGACAAGCCAAGAGUCUGGAUAUGCGACACGCAGUACUGAUAAGCAACCGGCCGGUAUGUCAGGAGAUGUGUCAUUUGACGAGUACGGCGCACGGCCUAAAGUUAGAUUUCCAGACGAAGGUAAACCAAGCUUUACACCACAUGCUGGGGUUGACGACGUUGUGACGGGCCAUCUAUUUGACACGCCAAAACCACGGAGGCAGUCAAUAGAGACAGACAAUGCCAAGACAGGCCAUAUAAUCAAGCCAGCCACGUAUGACGGCACAAAUUCCUGGCUUGACUACAAAUCACAUUUUGAGGCUUGUGCUGUUGUAAACGGCUGGACAGAUGACAAGAAGGGUCUUUACUUAGCUGUAUCACUGCGUGGUCAAGCACAGUCAGUGUUAGGUGACUUGCCAAGCGAUACUGGUCAGCACUAUCAGACACUGGUCAGGUCCCUUGAGGAGAGGUUCUCCCCUCCUAACCAAACAGAUCUGUAUCGUGUUCAGCUCAAAGAACGAAGACAAAGAGCAUCUGAGUCCAUACCAGAGUUAGGUCAGGCCAUUAGACGACUAACCAAUUUGGCCUACGCAUCAGCACCUGGUGAUGUGCGAGAAACUCUAGCCAAAGAUGCGUUUGUUGAUGCUUUGGUAGAUUUAGAGAUGAGGAUUCCCUUAACUCACUUGCGCCGUCCUCAAAACCUGAAUGAAGCCAUCCGGCUAGCCGUUGAACUUGAGGAUUAUAAUCGAGCAGAGAGCAGUCACCGAGAGGCAAGAGGCCGUUUGCGAGUAUCGGCAGCAGAAUACUCAUCUGCUGAGGGUAGCCAGAACAGUCUUGAGACAUGGAUGAAGUCCAUGGAGGCUAACAUGAAUACGUUAACCAACGAGAUUCAAAAGCUGAAGCUGAAUCGGCCAGUCAGGAAAACCUUUGACAAACCAGGAUUAGGCAGGCCAGUACGAAGUAAACAGACGUCAGCCUGUCCUAGUGGAUCAAUUGGUGUUGGAUCUUCCCUAGAUGAAGCAGGCAUGUACAUAGACAUUUCUGUGCAAGGUGUCCAAGCUAAAUUCCUGGUUGACACAGGGGCAACACUGACAUUGUUGUUCUCAGCAAUGUACGAGAAAAUUGCAGAGAACAUCGGGCCAAAGCUGCAGAAGGUUAACCAGAGUAUCUUAGCUGCCAAUGUAAGUGAGGUAUCUGUCAAGGGUAAGGCGGACAUAACACUUAAUAUUGAGGGCAUGGUAGCACACUCUACUGCUGUCAUUUCGGAGAUUCAGGCAGAUGGAAUACUGGGGCUUGACUUUCUAUUGUCAAAUGCAUGUACGGUCGACAUGAGUCAAAAGGUACUUCACAUUAAAGAUAAGAAAAUACAAUUGUUUGUUGAGGGUUACAUAGGCUGCAACAGAAUAACCGCAACAGAUAUACUCAGCAUACCCCCUAGAAGUGAGAUUAUCGCGCAGGGACAGGUGUUGAAGGACGGCAAACAUGUUCCAAGGAAAACGUUUUUGGUGGAACCAUUUGUAUCUGAUAUACCAAGAGAAGGCUACAUCACAGCCAGAACAUUGGUCUUACCACAAGAGACGGUACCAGUCCGUUUGUUCAAUGUAGGAGAGGAAUCAAGAGUCAUUUACCCAGGAACAGUUACUGGACAACUCAAAAACUUCAAGCCACUUGACGCGAAAGCAGAAAAAGAAGCUAAUAAAUUUUUGUUUGAGUAUACCAAUCUUUUUGCAAAAUGUGAUAAAGAUCUAGGGCGUACAGGCAUCGUCAAACACAGGAUAGAUACAGGGGACAGUCAUCCUAUCAAAAUAUCACCAAGGAGAGUGCCCGCUCAUCUAACAGAUGAGGUUGACCAACAGCUGAAUGACAUGCUGGAAAGAGGUGUGAUCGAGCCAUCAAACAGCCCAUGGUCAGCGCCUAUUGUGCUAGCGAAAAAGAAAGACGGUACAUUCCGCUUUUGCAUUGAUUACCGCAAGUUAAAUAGCUGUACAAUCAAGGACGCAUACCCCCUUCCCAGAAUAGACGAGUCACUGGAUCAGUUGAGUGGUAGCUCGUGGUUCUCUACUCUAGAUCUCUGCUCAGGAUAUUGGAAGGUAGAGAUGGAGCCAGACGACAAACAAAAGACAGCCUUUGCCACACGCCGUGGACUUUUCCAGUUUAAGGUUAUGCCAUUUGGCUUAUGUUGUGCUCCUGCAACAUUUGAGCGCCUAAUAGAAAACGUUUUGGCAGGCCUUCACUGCGUUACGAUGAAAAUCAGUCAUUUCUACAGUGGCUGGAACGUUAUUGUUGACAACUUGCACAAACGAUCACGUUACGUGAAUGAUUCCGCACGAUUAACGCACGAUUAA
Molecule: messenger RNA, 2337 nt
Organism: Saccostrea cuccullata (small rock oyster)
Lineage: Eukaryota; Metazoa; Mollusca; Bivalvia; Ostreida; Ostreidae
Exons: 4
Coding region: 1-2337 (778 amino acids)
Biological process (GO): proteolysis
Molecular function (GO): aspartic-type endopeptidase activity
Source: RefSeq, a predicted model, not a curated record